This is a messenger RNA of Meira miltonrushii, 1328 nucleotides long. RefSeq names its product small G-protein Ras2. The record is from RefSeq and is a predicted model, not a curated record. Gene Ontology annotation, molecular function: GDP binding; GTP binding; GTPase activity. Bases 430 to 1005 code for a protein of 191 amino acids. Gene Ontology annotation, biological process: signal transduction. Gene Ontology annotation, cellular component: plasma membrane. The transcript is spliced from 3 exons. NCBI's taxonomy places the organism in Eukaryota, Fungi, Basidiomycota, Exobasidiomycetes, Exobasidiales, Brachybasidiaceae.
CUUACUGUAUGUAGGGCGUGCACACUUUGAAAUCAUUUUAGGGCGUGUGUGGACUGUAGGAGGAGGGGUUGGUGUUGCUUGUUGAAUUUUGUAUGCAUAACUGCAUGGCCAUUAUUAAACACGGAUGAUCUUUUGCCUGACCAUCAUCACAGAGGAAAAAGAGGGAGAGAGACUUUCAAACAAUCAUCUCAAACCCGGACACAUCUCAUCACGAUCAUCGCAAUUUUUGACUUCUCCAACUCAUUGCUAGACACAGGCUGUGAAUAUACCCCCCUAUCAACAGAUCAACGCAAAAGCAUCCUUGCAAGAGAAGCAUUUGAUAGGCAAAGUUCAGGUGAAGGAACUUUCAUUGUAUUUCUUGCAAGUACGUAACAACCAGGCAAUCACGUCAGUCAUAGCAUUUUGGUAUAGCAAGUGAACCUCGACAUCAUGAGUGGGAAAAUGAACAUAUAUAAGCUGGUGGUUCUGGGAGAUGGUGGUGUAGGAAAAACAGCACUAACAAUCCAACUCUGUCUCAAUCACUUUGUUGAAACAUACGAUCCAACAAUCGAAGAUAGCUACAGAAAACAAACUGUUAUUGAUGAUCAACCAUGCAUGCUAGAAGUAUUGGAUACAGCAGGACAAGAAGAAUACACUGCUUUACGGGAUCAAUGGAUACGAGAAGGAGAAGGAUUUUUGCUCGUUUACAGUAUAGCAGAUAGGGCGACAUUUGAACGUGUUGAACGAUUCAGAGAACAAAUCUCAAGAGUAAAGGAUACCGAACCACAAUCCGUUCCGAUUAUGUUGGUCGGAAAUAAAUGUGAUAAAGUCAACGCACGAGAAGUAUCCAGAGAUGAAGGUCAAGCCCUUGCUCAAAGACUAGGAUGUCGAUUCGUCGAAAGUAGUGCAAAGACGUGCGUCAAUGUGGAAAAGGCAUAUUACACAGUCGUACGAAUGAUCCGAGAACAAAGAGAAGGCGUUGCCGGACCAGUAAAAAAGAAAAAGGGUCGUUGCGAUAUCCUUUAGAAAACGUGUCAAAAAAGAAGCAAGAUUAUCGCCUUUUCUGUGACCCGCUACAAAGUGCCUGCUGUCAAAAACAAAAACAUUAUCUCAUAACCACGAUAACCCAUUUUUCUUCUCUUUUUCUUUCGAUACUUUUUUUUCUCAAGUCUUGUUUGUGUUUGUGUUCUAGAGCAUCAGUCUCACAAUCCAUAUUUAUGCCAAUGUGAAACGAUGAGUAAGAUAGAGCGAGAAAGACGAUCUAUAUUCUCUAUGGAUGUUGAUGACAUGGUACAAUUGCAAAAUAGUUACAAAUUAUGCUUGUUUAAUUCUAUGAGUAUGGUAUCCAG